Messenger RNA from Pangasianodon hypophthalmus (striped catfish), 1909 nucleotides. RefSeq lists its product as uncharacterized. The transcript has 5 exons. Bases 1231 to 1905 code for a protein of 224 amino acids. The record is from RefSeq and is a predicted model, not a curated record. Lineage: Eukaryota; Metazoa; Chordata; Actinopteri; Siluriformes; Pangasiidae. Gene Ontology annotation, biological process: response to bacterium.
UCAUGAAUAAAUUUUUAAAAAAUAUCGAUGGAUCAUUUCACAGAGGAAAUCUCUGACACCAAAAAUAUUAAUAUUUCUCUUAUUAUAUUUUCUCAUCCUGGACAGAACAUCACCCUGCUCUGUAACAUCACUAAUUAUACUGAGAUAUCAUGGUAUCGACUGAGAUCUGAGGAGGUGAAGCUGCUGAUAUCUGCUGAAAAAGGGAACCUGAAGAAAACCUUUUUCUUCAUUUAUAAUGUGAACGAGAAUCACUUUGUUGUAACAGAAAGCAGCAGUUCAGUCGGUUUAGUGAUUACUGGAGUUAGAGAGACAGAUCUGGGAUUUUAUUACUGUGGAGGUCGAAACAGAACGACACACAUUCAGUUUGGGAAACCCAUCAGACUGAACUUUACAGACAAGUGUGUUAGCAGUAGAGACCUGAUCGAGACGGUACCUCAAACACUCCUGAUGAAUCCUAGUGAACAGAGUCAGAAACUCUUCUCAUUAUUAAAGUAAAGCAUCAUUAGUUCAACUCCACACGAUGUUAUGAAACAGUUCUCUGCUGCUCCUGUGUGUCUCUCUGCAGGAAGUCAAGCUGCAACACACUGCUGAUUUGACCUGUGUGACCUACACAAGAGUCUCCUGAAGGCCCAGAAACUAUUUAACAGCAUGAAUCACCACGUCACAGAGAACCUGCUAUGAUCUGGUCUACAUCUGACCACAACAUUUAGUACAAUAAUUUUUAAUAAGUUUCAUUAAAUAGAUAGAUAUGUGAGAAUUAUUCUAAAAGCUGUGGUCAGUUUUCAUUUAAAGACGUUUCAGAAAUGGUAUUUAUAGCGUCUCUGAAUUCUGAGUAAAGGUCUGAGCUCAUGUUUCUGUUCAGCUGUGUGCUAUGUCCUGUUCAGACCGUGUGGUUAACACCACCAGUAGCCCUCAUCUUCCUUCCAUUUUAGGAUAUGUGAAGAAAGCAUUGUGUUGUGUUUUUUUUUUUUUUUUUUUGUUAGCAUUGUAGGUAGAUCUGUGUAAAGAACAUAAACUGCUAAAAUGUUGAUUGUGCUCGGAUCUAUAUGCACCUUCGUGAUGUGAGCAGUUUAUUGGACAGAUAAAAUACAGAGCAGGAUGUAGGACCAUGUGGCUAAAACCAGGCCUGAAAUGCACCCUGUUUUUUUUUUUUUUUUUUUUUUUAACUCCACAAACUGAGUGUGAAACAUCAGCACUUUUUCUCAGAGUGCUGGAGGGUGUGUGUGAGACAUGGCCAAACUCCUGUCUACAUUUAUUCUACAGAUGCUGUUUGCUUUCUUUACACCGUGUCUCCUUCAGAUUGCUUCAACUGAUCAUUUAUCUGUCCAUCCUGGAGAGAGCAUCAUCCUGCUCUGUAACAUCACUAAUUAUUCUGAGAUAUCAUGGUAUCGACUGAGAUCUGAGGAGGUGAAGCUGCUGAUAUCUGCUGUAAAAGGGAACCUGAAGAAACAGUUUAUCCUCAGUUAUAAUGUGAACGUGAGUCACUUUGAUAUAACAGAAAGCAGCAGUUCAGUCAGUUUAGUGAUUAUUGGAGUUAGAGAGACAGAUCUGGGAUUUUAUUACUGUGGAGGUCAAAACAAAACGACACAUAUUCAGUUUGGGAAACCCAUCAGACUGAACUUUACAGAAGAUCAACAUCGUGAGACUGAUCACUCAGACACACAGCAGUCUGCACCUCCUGCACACUGUGGAGAUAUUAUUAUUAUUAUUAUUAUUAUUAUAAUCCUGUCGUGUGUGUGUGUGGUCUCUGUUUCAAUAAGCAUCACCUGCUCCUCUCUGUACUGUUCCAGUCUACAAGAUAAGUGUUCUUUCACCGGGGACUCGGAUGAGAAGGUAACAGAAAAACAAGGAAAUGUAGUUGAUAGAAGGCAGUGCUCAGAUCAUGUCACUAUUAAAGCAGACUAAAAAU